Messenger RNA from Sorghum bicolor (sorghum), 2699 nucleotides. Its product is annotated as serine/threonine-protein kinase HT1. The transcript is spliced from 5 exons. NCBI's taxonomy places the organism in Eukaryota, Viridiplantae, Streptophyta, Magnoliopsida, Poales, Poaceae. The record is from RefSeq and is a predicted model, not a curated record. Gene Ontology annotation, biological process: protein phosphorylation. Gene Ontology annotation, molecular function: ATP binding; protein kinase activity. The coding region runs from base 1279 to 2577 and encodes 432 amino acids.
AAACAAACUGAUUCAUGACACCAUUGUUUCAAAGCCCGGAGGACACAGUGAGGUUAGGGCCUCAAUCACAAGUCACAGCCACAAAUUUCUUGCUACGGAUCUCUCUCUAAAAAAACCUGAAAGAGGGGAAGACUCAGGUGAAAAGGAAAAACGAAAAUAGGAGAGAUAGUUGGCUUGGGGCAGCCCCCUCUUAUUUAGAGGCUAUUUUUCAUUCCCCAUUUGCCCCUAGAUAUUUAAGAGCAAACUAGCUAGCCAUAGAGACAUUCUAGUCCAACUCUUUCUCUCUUGAUCCGACGGCCACCGCGCCUCCUCACCGGUAGCCUCGCUCCGAAACGAUCUCCGAUGCUGCCACGUGUCGUCCGUCCGCAUCGGGACCUCCGCCCAGGUUUUGAGGCCCAAACCCGCGAAACCCACCGCGAGUAGCGUACUCCAUACGCUUUCCCGCCACUCGACACGUAUCACCGUCGUCCUCGACUGGCCGGUCCGCCAAGUCCUCCUGAGCCUCGCUCGACUCGCGUCCGCCGUCUUGACUUGGUCAACACGGUCACUCCCAUGUACACUUGCACUUGUCGAUGUUCCAGAUGUCAGCCACUGCGGUUGGUCACCCAGCCUCCUGGUCUGUCAGUCCAAGCCUCACGUCCGUCCUUCACCGCUCUAGGUCCAUCGGCACGUCUCUACUUGACCUUCACCUCGCCGUCGACCACCGCCUCCGAGCUCUACAGCUGAACACCACAAGCCAAGAGACAUGUCGUACACAUAGCUUUCGCCAUGGUAAUGUUAGUCACCAACUCAACAUAUUCGUGGAUCACGUUGACAAUCACUCAUCACAAAACGUACCAUAAGGGUACUUCUCGACCUUGUGUUCGCAAUAUCUUUAGAUCCAUUUUUUUUCUCAAUCAUACAACGAGGUAUGUAUUUCAUUAAGAAGUAGAAUUGUUCAAUUACAUAUUUAAAUAAUAAUCCAAGGAUUGCCACAACAAGGGAAGCAACCCAAAGUUUACAAGCCGGCACUAUGAAAGAACACGCAGACGACGCAGUUGCCUGAAACCUGCCAAAUAUGUCAACCAAACCGCAUUGUUGGAAUCGCCGCGGCUCUUGUCCGUUUGGUGGGCUGGCCGCCGCGACGUGCUACGCUACGCUACGCGAAUUGCAUUGCUUUGUUCCUGCAGAAAGAGCUUCACUAAAGAAUUGGCAUAUGCCAUUGACGCCAACUCGAUCGACCCUUAUCUGUUUCUUAAGCCUGUGCAGGGAACACUCAACUCUGAGCUCCGAUCGCUCAUGCCAGCGGCACCGAUGAGCGGGGAAGAUCAUCAGCACCGCGGCCUCCGUGGCCGCCUCUUCUCCGGGUUCUUCUCCACGUCUCCCUCACAGAACCACCGUUCCAGCGAGCAGGUCGCGAAGCUGAUGGAGGAGCUCGAGAGGCAGAGGGAUCUCAAGGAGACGUACAAGGCCCGGCUGGAGAGCACGCAGGAGUACCUCAGGUUCUGCCUCGAGGUCGCCCAGGAGCACGGCUUCCUGCACCUCAUAUCCGACGGCGGCGCGCCGCCGCAGCAGUCGCCGCACGGCGACGCUGAAGCCGAGCCCGCGACGACGGUCGACGCGGACGAAGACGACGACCCAGCGGAGGCGCCGCCCUGCGACGAUCCGUACCUGGCCGCCACCCGCGACCUAGCGGUGCAGCACGGCUGGUCCGUCGUGCCGGACGAGAUCGAGCUGCACGAGGUGAUCGGCCGGGGCACGACGGCGGACAUCCACCGGGCGACGUGGCGGGGGCUGGACGUGGCGGUGAAGUGGGUGCGGCCGGAGUUCUUCCGCUCCAACGCCAGCGGCGGCGAGGCCUUCUUCGCGCAGGAGGCCGACGUGCUGUCGCGGCAGCGGCACCCGCACGUGGUGCGCCUGCUGGGCGCGUGCCUGCGCCCGCCCGACUGCUGCUUCCUGGUGACCGAGCUGCUGAGCGGGGCCACGCUGGGGGAGUGGCUGCACGGGGGACGGGAGCGCCGCCCGCGGCCGCGGGAGUCGCCGCCUCCGCCGCCGCCGCCGCUGGUGGACAGGGUGAGCAGGGCGCUGGAGAUCGCGCUGGCCAUGCGGCACCUCCACGCGCAGACGCCCAGGGUCGUGCACCGCGACCUCAAGCCCAGCAACGUGCUCCUGGACGCUGAACUGCGCGCGCGGGUCACGGACUUUGGCCACGCCAGGUUCUUGCCGGACGGGAAGGAGGCGCUCACCGGCGAGACGGGGACCUAUGUCUACAUGGCUCCGGAAGUGAUUCGGUGUGAACCGUACACUGAGAAAUGCGACGUCUACAGCUUCGGCAUCAUGCUGAAUGAGCUGAUAACUGCAGAGCAUCCGUACAUCGAAACAAGUUAUGGACCUAGCAAGAUUGCGCUGAACGUUGCAAAUGGAACAUUGAGGCCAAAACUCCCAGAACGUGAUGCAUAUCCUACUGCCCUGACUGAUCUCAUCUGCCGAACGUGGGAUGCAGAGCCUUCAAGCAGGCCGUCAUUUGCCACUAUAACUUUGGCACUUCGAGAAAUCAAACAGCAAAUCGUGCAAUACAGAGAAUAUAACCAAAAUUAGAAUUAUGCAUAGACUUAUCUUGUAGUGAUUUUUUUUUGGAAAGAGGUGUUUGGUUUGUCGAAUGAUGUAAUGUAUCAUCAUCUCACUCUUUAGUUUUUUGUCUGGUUUGUUGAAUGGGAAUG